GGAAUCAAUGCAAAUGAUGUGAAGAAACUGGAAGAGGCUGGAUUCCAUACGGUAGAAGCCGUUGCUUAUGCGCCAAAGAAGGAACUUCUUAAUAUUAAAGGCAUUAGUGAGGCCAAAGCUGACAAAAUCCUAGCAGAGGCUGCUAAACUUGUUCCAAUGGGAUUUACUACAGCAACAGAAUUCCACCAGAGACGUUCUGAAAUUAUACAGAUUACAACAGGCUCCAAAGAGCUGGACAAGUUACUACAAGGGGGUAUUGAAACAGGGUCAAUUACUGAGAUGUUUGGAGAGUUCCGCACAGGAAAGACUCAGCUGUGCCACACGUUGGCAGUGACUUGUCAGCUCCCCAUUGACAGAGGUGGUGGCGAGGGGAAAGCCAUGUACAUAGACACAGAGGGCACUUUUCGACCGGAAAGGCUGCUUGCUGUUGCUGAAAGGUAUGGGUUGUCCGGCAGUGAUGUUCUUGACAAUGUGGCUUAUGCUCGGGCAUUUAACACAGACCACCAAACCCAGCUUUUAUACCAGGCGUCUGCCAUGAUGGCAGAAUCCAGGUAA
This is a messenger RNA of Staurois parvus, 555 nucleotides long. Lineage: Eukaryota; Metazoa; Chordata; Amphibia; Anura; Ranidae. The record is from the annotation of a GenBank genome assembly.